AGCCCUCCGCUAGGUUGAGUACACUCAGCGGCGGAGGCGAUACCAUCUUUGACUGAUAGAUGGGGGGACUCCAACUAUCUCCCGGGUUGUCCUAUUCCGCUCCGACCACCUCUCGCGUCUUUCGCUCCGGCCGUGGGCACGAAGCCUAGAUACAGUGGCGGGACUACCGCUCCCGGCACCACGGACGGUGCGCGGGGCGGCCAAAGGAAGGGUGCACUUGGUACGAUCCACGCCGCGCCCCGCCGGAAGUGAGGUGUCUCUCCCCCGAAGUUCCGGCUCGCAGGGGGUGGGGAGUGUUGUUAACCGGGGCCGCCUCCGCAGUCGCGGGGAUUGAGCGGGCUCGCGGCGCUGGGCUCCUGGUCUCCAGGCCGGAGCGAUGUUCCGCACCGCAGUGAUGAUGGCGGCCAGCCUGGCGCUGACCGGGGCCGUCGUGGCUCAUGCCUACUACCUCAAGCACCAGUUCUACCCCACCGUGGUGUACCUGACCAAGUCCAGCCCCAGCAUGGCAGUCCUCUACAUCCAGGCCUUUGUCCUUGUCUUUCUCUUGGGCAAAGUGAUGGGCAAGGUGUUCUUUGGACAGCUGAGGGCAGCCGAGAUGGAGCACCUUCUGGAACGUUCCUGGUAUGCCGUCACUGAGACUUGUCUGGCCUUCACUGUCUUUCGGGACGACUUCAGCCCCCGCUUUGUUGCACUCUUCACUCUCCUUCUCUUCCUCAAGUGUUUCCACUGGCUGGCUGAGGACCGUGUGGACUUUAUGGAACGCAGCCCCAAUAUCUCCUGGCUCUUCCACUGCCGCAUCGUCUCCCUUAUGUUCCUCCUGGGUAUCCUGGACUUCCUCUUCGUCAGCCAUGCCUAUCACAGCAUCCUGACCCGUGGGGCCUCUGUGCAGCUGGUGUUUGGCUUUGAGUAUGCUAUCCUGAUGACUAUGGUGCUGACCAUCUUCAUCAAGUACGUACUGCACUCCGUGGACCUCCAGAGCGAGAACCCCUGGGACAAUAAGGCCGUGUACAUGCUCUACACGGAGCUGUUUACAGGCUUCAUCAAGGUUUUGCUGUACAUGGCUUUCAUGACUAUCAUGAUCAAGGUGCACACCUUCCCUCUCUUUGCCAUUCGGCCUAUGUACCUGGCCAUGAGGCAGUUCAAGAAGGCCGUGACAGACGCCAUCAUGUCUCGCCGAGCCAUCCGCAACAUGAACACGCUGUAUCCAGAUGCCACCCCGGAGGAGCUCCAGGCAACGGACAACGUCUGCAUCAUCUGCCGAGAAGAGAUGGUGACUGGCGCCAAGAGACUGCCCUGCAACCACAUUUUCCAUACCAGCUGCCUGCGCUCCUGGUUCCAGCGGCAGCAGACCUGCCCUACCUGCCGUAUGGACGUCCUUCGGGCAUCACUGCCGACCCAGUCACCACCGCCCCCUGAACCUGCAGAUCAGGGGCCACCACCUGCUCCUCAUCCCCCACCACUCCUGCCCCAGCCCCCUAACUUCCCCCAGGGCCUCCUGCCUCCCUUUCCUCCAGGCAUGUUCCCGCUGUGGCCCCCCAUGGGCCCCUUUCCACCUGUCCCGCCUCCCCCCAGCUCAGGAGAGGCUGUGGCCCCUCCACCCACUAGUGCAGCCCUUUCUCGGCCCAGCGGAGCAGCCACGACCACAGCUGCCGCCGCCUCCUCCUCCGCCUCCGCCUCGGCACCUGGCUCUGCCCCCGCCCCCGAGGCCGGCCCCGCUCCGGGCUUCCCCUUCCCUCCACCCUGGAUGGGCAUGCCACUGCCUCCACCCUUUGCCUUCCCCCCGAUGCCCGUGCCCCCCGCGGGCUUUGCUGGGCUGACUCCGGAGGAGCUGCGGGCUCUGGAGGGCCACGAGCGGCAACACCUGGAGGCUCGGCUGCAGAGCCUGCGCAACAUCCACACCCUGCUGGACGCCGCCAUGCUGCAGAUCAACCAGUACCUCACCGUGCUGGCCUCCCUGGGGCCCCCCCGGCCUGCCGCCUCAGUCAGCCCCACUGAGGAGACCCCUGGAGUCGUCACUGCUGCCACCCCCACCAGCGUCCCCAGCUCAGAGGCCACCACCCCAUCCCCAGGAGACUCCCCACCGGCCCCUGAACCUGACAAGCCUCCAGCUCCCGAGUCCGUGGGCACGGAGGAGCUGCCUGAGGACGGGGAGCCUGACGCCGCAGAGCUCCGCCGCCGCCGCCUGCAGAAGUUGGAGUCCCCUGUUGCCCACUGACACGACCCCAGUCCUACUCCUGCCUCCACUCUCUUCAGCAGCCCUCGCUGUAACGUGUCCUGCCACCAAGUGCCAGCUCCCUCUGUGUGCACCAGGGAGUAAGAACCCCCAGCUCUGAGACAAAGGAGGUGGCGUCCCCUAGGCCGAGUGGAAAGAAGCCUGAGGCCCCAGUUGACUCCAGCCCUUUCAGUCCCCGGCAGCCACGGGGAUCUCGGGUCAGUCCCAGCCUUUCUUUCCAACCCAUCACCCUUUUCUGCUGGGGCCGUGAAGGCAGAAAGGCAGUCUCUGAGAAGCCCUCUACCCCCCCUCUGGGAGAAGGGGCAGCCCUUCUAAGCCCACUUGUGUGCGUGUGUGUGUGAAGUCGCUUCAGUGCUGAACAGUAUUAGCUCCCCAAUCCCACGUGUGAACUUUAGGAGCUGGAGGCAGGCCAGGAACUUGCUUCCUGGGCCACCCACCAAGAUUGGUACUGAUUUCCCUUUUCUUACCCUAAACUCCCUAGAAGCUCUUUGUGACAGUGGCUGUGUCACUUACGCCCUGUGGUGUUUCCGCGUCUUAGUGGCAACCGCACAGCUCUGGGAUAGGAGUGCCGAGCAGGUGGGCAGCAUUGAGGUGUCCACGCCCCUCUCCCUGCAGUUUGUCUAAAGUGAGACUUCCUGGUCUCACCCAGCAACCACUGCCCAGCCUCACUCCAGGCUGAGGGCUCGUGUGUCUGCCCCUGAACCACUGCAAGCCCCAGAAUCUGUGGAAGGCCACUUCUCAACUUAACAGAACUUUUCUUGAGUUGAGAAGAAUUGGAAUUACUUCUUUGCCGUUGUCUCUUGGCUUAAAUUUUGUCUUUGAACUUGAAUGCUUGACCCUAGGAAAGAGGAGCAGGAGUGUCAGACUCCUGGUCUUUCCAGUUUAGAAAAGGCACUGGGCCAGGUAGGGACCACAGGAGCCGAGGCCUGCCUGCCCUUGUCUUUUUCUCCCUUGGUUUUGUGUUACAAGAGUUGCUGGAGACCGUUUCAGAUGAUUAUUUAAUUUGUAAAUAUUGUACACAUUUUAAUAGCUCAAAUUGUAUAUACCGCCAAAUAAAGACUUGCAUUAAUGA
Leopardus geoffroyi (Geoffroy's cat) is the source of this 3305-nucleotide messenger RNA. RefSeq names its product synoviolin 1 (gene SYVN1). The transcript has 16 exons. Gene Ontology annotation, cellular component: cytoplasm. The record is from RefSeq and is a predicted model, not a curated record. Bases 377 to 2215 code for a protein of 612 amino acids. NCBI's taxonomy places the organism in Eukaryota, Metazoa, Chordata, Mammalia, Carnivora, Felidae.